Messenger RNA from Vicia faba (fava bean), 672 nucleotides. The record is from the annotation of a GenBank genome assembly. Lineage: Eukaryota; Viridiplantae; Streptophyta; Magnoliopsida; Fabales; Fabaceae.
AUGUCGAAUUUGUACGGCGAUUAUAACCAGAAGAUCGAUUACGUUUUCAAAGUGGUGUUGAUCGGAGACUCGGCCGUCGGAAAAACGCAGCUUCUUGCUCGGUUUUCAAGAAAUCAAUUCAACGUGGAUUCUAAAGCUACCAUCGGCGUUGAGUUUCAGACCAAAACUCUUGUUAUUGAUAAUAAAACUGUUAAGGCUCAAAUAUGGGAUACUGCUGGUCAAGAAAGGUACAGAGCAGUGACUAGUGCUUAUUAUCGCGGAGCAGUUGGAGCGAUGUUAGUUUACGACAUGACAAAGCGUCAAUCAUUCGAUCACAUGGCAAGGUGGUUAGAGGAACUUAGGGGUCAUGCAGACGCAAAUAUUGUCAUAAUGCUAAUUGGCAACAAGUGUGAUCUGGGAACUCUCAAAGCAGUACCAACUGAAGACGCUCAAGAGUUUGCACAAAGAGAGAACUUAUUCUUUAUGGAAACAUCAGCACUGGAGUCGACCAACGUCGAAACCGCCUUUCUGACUAUUCUUACAGAAAUUUACCGACUUAUCAGCAAGAAAACACUUACUGCUAACGACGAGGCUGAUCCUGGUGGUAGUUCAGGGCUUCUGAAAGGAACAAAGAUAAUCGUUCCUAGUCAAGAUGCGAGUGCUCUUGAAAAGAAAGGUGGUUGCUGUGGAUAG